CGCGUUACUGCGGGCGCUCCUUCCGGAAGUUCCGUGUUUGUCCGUUGGAGAUAUAUAUAUUAUCAUGGCGUCGGUGACUUUUCGCGACUGUUUUCUCUGCGUGUCUGCUUUAAUUACCUUCGUGUCCGUGUUCGUGACCGGUGCAGACUUCGUUCGCUUCGUGUCGUUUCGUGCCAUCUAUCACAACCUGAGCGGGGCCGCGCCUCUGUGUCGAGACUCUGUGCCCUGGUCCGUGGCUCUGCGGGAUGUGCUGGUGCUGAAGGCGGUAGCUGUAGAUGUUUUCCUUCUGGUCCUCUUCAGUGUCCAGCACAGUCUGCUGGCCUGGACUCCGGUGAAGCAGGUCUGUCAGAAUGUGUUUGGGGUUUUAUCCAGAUCCGUGUACUGCUUCACCACCGCCGCAGCACUGCAGAUGUUGAUGCAGUACUGGCAGCCGGUCACCAGCGCCCCCUGCCUGUGGUCAGUGCGCACUGCACCCUGGGAUAUCUGGUUCCCACUCAUCUGUUUCAUCUUACACUUCCUGUGCUGGGCCAUCAUCUGCAGUAUCCUGCUCAUCUUCGAUUAUCCCGAGCUACUGGGCAUCAAACAGGUGUAUUACGAGUGUCUGGGUCUGGGUGACCCUCUCCUGCUGAAGUCUGAACGAGCGCAGCGGCUCUACGCUCACCUCAGGCAUCCCGUCUGCGUGGAGCUGCUCACAGUGCUCUGGCUCCUCCCCACGUUCCCGCUUGACCGGCUUCUGCUGGCCGUGUACCUGUCCGUUUACCUGAUCCUCGCUCACUCGCUGGACACCCAGGACUGCAGCUACCUGCGCCGCCAGCUCCGCAGCAAACUGCAGCUCUUCUCCGCACCACUGGAGGGCAGCGAUCAGAGCACCAGCACCAAUAAGACCGACUGAAGGACAGUCAUGGUCAAAUAAUAGUGUUAUGCUGCCUUCACGUUGUUACUUAGAAAAUCACUUUAAUAUUUCUGUUCACUCAAAAAGAUUUAUCACUAGUGCAACCGAACGAACAGCAAGUGAUGCAGAUGUAGUGAGUAACUGAGGCUUUACUGAUGAUGGGAAAUGUAGUUUUGUUGCACAAGCCUCUUGUCUCAAAAGCAACUAUAUUGUAGUUCUUCAACAGUAAACAAAUGCACACAAACUAAAUUGUGCUGUUAACAGUUAAAACUAAUUAGAAUAAAUAAAAUAUCUUGCACAUUGAUGCUUUAAUUGUCCUGCCACUUUCUGACUUUGGGUGGCAUAAAUAUGGUGAUACUGAUGUGACUUGAAGGCAGCAUUACAAUUAAAGCUAUGUUUGGAAUGAAAUACUAGAAUACUGAAUAAUAUACACUAUAAUCUGGCCAA
Messenger RNA from Carassius carassius (crucian carp), 1339 nucleotides. It is a transcript of the gene nrm, whose product is annotated as nurim. NCBI's taxonomy places the organism in Eukaryota, Metazoa, Chordata, Actinopteri, Cypriniformes, Cyprinidae. Bases 65 to 892 code for a protein of 275 amino acids. The record is from RefSeq and is a predicted model, not a curated record. Gene Ontology annotation, cellular component: nuclear membrane. The transcript has 5 exons.